Messenger RNA from Oldenlandia corymbosa var. corymbosa, 2376 nucleotides. NCBI's taxonomy places the organism in Eukaryota, Viridiplantae, Streptophyta, Magnoliopsida, Gentianales, Rubiaceae. The record is from the annotation of a GenBank genome assembly.
CAACUCACAUCUGCCAAAGGGAAACUCAAUAGUAUUAUUAUUAGUGAGAGAAGCCGGAAUUUUUGAAUGCCACUCCAGUAAAUAGUCCUCGUAAUUUUAUUUAAUUACAGUAAAUUCCUAAGACCAUGACUUAAAGGCGUUCUCAUAGGCCCAUAAAACAAGCCCAAAUGGUCUGCGUCUCUUCCUCAUCAUCCCCAAUCUGAAUUGGUAACCUAAAACCCUUUCCACUUUUCCAAAACCCCUUGCCAAAACAAACGGCAAACAGAGAGAAAAACUAAACGAAAAGGAAGAGAAGACAAGGGCAAAAUGGCGGACGUCGUACAGUACAAGCUGGAGCGAAUGCUGAACGAGCUGGACGAUUUAGAGCAGCGUGGUUUGUUUAAUCGGCGGGAGAUAGCCGAGAUUGUGAAGCAGCGCCGGAAGUUCGAGUAUCGGCUGAAGAGGCCGAGUCCGUUAAAAGAAGAUUUCGUGGCUUACAUUGACUACGAGAAGAGGCUGGACGAGUUGCGGCUCCUACGAAAGAAAGCAAUGUUGAAGCAAAGCGGCGGGAAGACCAAGAAUUGGAAGAAAUCGGUGUCGGACUACGCCGGAACAGCGAGAAUCGUUGAUAUUUAUCGGCUGGCUACAACUAGGUUUAAGGGAGAUAUUCAGCUCUGGUUUCAGUAUUUAGAAUUCUGUAGGCAAAAACGCAAUGGGAGAAUGAAAAAGGCACUGGCCCAAGUUAUUAGAUUUCACCCAAAAGUGCCUGGGGUGUGGAUAUAUGCUGCUGCAUGGGAGUUUGACCACAAUUUGAAUGCUGCAGCUGCUCGUGCUCUCAUGCAAAGAGGUUUGCGAGCUUGUCCAAAUUCUGAGGAUCUAUGGGUAGAAUACCUCCGCAUGGAGCUCACAUAUCUAAAUAAGUUAAAGGCUCGAAAGGUUGCUUUGGGAGAGGAUGAUGGAACAUUAGUGCGCAAUGCCAAAGAUAAUGCUGAGAUGCAAUGGAGAAAUGAGAACGGUGAACUUUUUAUGGGGCUUGACGACAAAAAUGCCGAUGAGAAGUCAAAUGAGGAUGUAGAUCUCCUUCGAAAACAAGGUUUGAGCAUUUUUCAAACAAUUUAUAGUGGGGCAAUUGAAGCGCACCCUUCCAGUUUUGGGUUAAGAAUUAGAUUUCUUGAGAUCCUAGAUGCAACAGACUUAGCUCAGUCAGAUAGUAUGCGGGAUGAGAUACUAGCAGACUUACAAAGGGACUUCUCAAAAGAACCAGAGUAUUGGGAUUGGCUUGCAAGACGGGAAAUUGCUGAUUUAAAAAAAAGUGUUGAGGUAUACGAGGAGGGUUUGAGGGUUCUGUCUUCGGUUCCUUUGUUCAACUUUUAUGUGAAGUUCUUAGUGGAUGCCAUCAGUCACAAAUUUUCAGACACCCAAACUUCAGCUGAUUCCGGUGAAUGUGGACAACUCACAGAUCCUGUUUUUCAUUUAUUGCGGGUAUAUGAAAAAGCAGAAAACUUGGGGUUGCUCUCUGAGGAUCUUGUUUGUCAGCAUGUUACCUUAUUAUUGGAGCUGAGGAAACUAGAUGAAGGAAAAAAAAUUUGUGAAAAGUUUUGCUCAGGAAUGUUUUCUUAUUCAGUGCCAUUGUGGACAUUGUAUAUUUCAAUCAACAUGAGAUGUCUAGAUAAGCCGAGCAAGGAUAAUUUGUCAUCCCUGUUUGAUCUCCUGAAAAAUGUCCUUACUGAGGUUGCCAGUUCAAAAUCUGAAGCCUUGUGGCUUAUGGCCUUCAAAUAUUUUGCUCAUCACAGAAGUUAUUUUGAGAAGCUAAUAGAAGUCUCCAUGGUUUCCUUGGCCAAACAUGGGGGAAGUGAUAAUGGAUUUUCCUUGUCUUCUACCAUUGUUGAUCAAGUCCUGCAGAGAGAUGGAAUCCAAAGGGCAAGAGAAAUAUAUAAACGAUUGCUGAAGUUGCCUCAUCCAGGGCUAGUUAUGUACAAGACCUGCGUUGAACUUGAGUCGAAUCUUGCAUCUGCUGGUAACAAAGAAUGUAUUGAAAAUGCUCGAAAAUUGUUUGAAUCUGCCAUCUCAACUUACAGCGGAGACUCCAAUUUGUGGAGUGAGUAUUACUCCAUGGAGCUCAAGAUGGGAACAUCCGAAAAAGCCGCAGCUGUUCUUUGGCGUGCAAGGAAGGUUCUCGGGUUCAACAUUGCAUUAUCUUCGCCAGAUUUGUAACCCUGCCAAUUGCCUUCUUUCUUCUAAUACGUGUGUAUAUGAAAAACUGUUGUAGCACAAGGGAAAAUCAGAUCAUUGCGAAAUUUUGUUUUCAUUAUUUGGGAAAGCAUGAUUUUUUUUGGAUACUCGGGAAAGGAUGAUGAGUUCUUUGGAAGUAAUUUAUGUGAUAGUUCACCUUGGGCA